CCAAUAGGGGCGUGGCGGAGGCGGCGCGGCGGAGUGAGGCGCCAUGUCGCGGCGGCGGUGGCGGGGCCCGCAGAGCGCGGAGGGCAGCGGCCGCGGGGGCGAGAUGGGGAAGAUGGCGGCGGGCGGCGGCGGCGGGGGCGGCUCGGGCCGUUACUAUGGCGGGGGCGGCGAGGGCGGCCGCGCUCCCAAGCGCCAGAAGACGGAGAACGCGGAGCCGCCGCCGCACGGGCCUGGCGGGCCGGGGGGGGCCGGUGGUGGGCCCGGCGCUGCCGGAGCGGAGAACUACGACGACCCCCACAAGACGCCGGCCUCCCCAGUGGUCCACAUCCGCGGGCUGAUCGACGGCGUCGUGGAGGCCGAUCUCGUGGAGGCCCUGCAGGAGUUUGGCCCUAUCAGCUACGUGGUGGUGAUGCCCAAGAAGAGACAAGCCCUGGUGGAGUUUGAGGACAUUCUCGGCGCCUGCAACGCUGUUAAUUACGCAGCUGACAACCAGAUCUACAUCGCUGGGCACCCAGCCUUCGUCAACUACUCCACCAGCCAGAAGAUAUCCCGCCCCGGGGACACAGACGAUUCCAGGGGCGUCAACAACGUCCUGCUCUUCACCAUCCUCAACCCCAUCUACUCCAUCACGACGGACGUGCUCUACACCAUCUGCAACCCCUGUGGCCCCGUGCAGAGGAUCGUUAUCUUCAGGAAAAACGGUGUCCAGGCCAUGGUGGAGUUCGACUCGGUGCAGAGCGCCCAGCGAGCCAAGGCGUCCCUCAACGGGGCCGACAUUUACUCCGGGUGCUGCACGCUGAAGAUCGAAUACGCCAAGCCCACGCGCCUGAACGUCUUCAAGAAUGACCAGGACACCUGGGACUACACCAACCCCAACCUCAGCGGACAAGGAGACCCGGGAGGGAACCCCAACAAGCGGCAGCGGCAGCCCCCGCUCCUGGGAGACCACCCUGCGGAGUACGGAGGACCCCACGGCGGCUACCACGGGCACUACCACGACGAGGGCUACGGCCCCCCGCCGCCCCACUACGAAGGGAGAAGGAUGGGUCCCCCGGUGGGGGGACACCGGCGGGGUCCCAGCCGGUACGGCCCCCAGUACGGGCACCCCCCGCCCCCCCCGCCGCCCCCGGAGUACGGCCCCCACGCCGACAGCCCCGUCCUCAUGGUCUACGGCUUGGACCAGUCCAAGAUGAACUGCGACCGUGUCUACAUCUUCUGCCUCUACGGGAACGUGGAGAAGGUGAAGUUCAAGAGCAAGCCAGGCGCCGCCAUGGUGGAGAUGGCCGACGGCUACGCCGUGGACCGGGCCAUCACCCACCUCAACAACAACUUCAUGUUCGGUCAGAAACUCAACGUCUGCGUCUCCAAGCAGCAGGCCAUCAUGCCCGGGCAGUCCUACGGGCUGGAGGACGGAUCCUGUAGCUACAAGGACUUCAGCGGCUCCCGCAACAACCGCUUCUCCACCCCCGAGCAGGCGGCCAAGAACCGCAUCCAGCACCCCAGCAACGUCCUCCACUUCUUCAACGCCCCCCUGGAGGUGACCGAG
Molecule: messenger RNA, 1546 nt
Organism: Chroicocephalus ridibundus (black-headed gull)
Lineage: Eukaryota; Metazoa; Chordata; Aves; Charadriiformes; Laridae
Gene: HNRNPL
Product: heterogeneous nuclear ribonucleoprotein L
Biological process (GO): regulation of RNA splicing; mRNA processing
Cellular component (GO): nucleus
Molecular function (GO): mRNA binding
Source: RefSeq, a predicted model, not a curated record